GUGGCGCAUUGAAGGGUUUGUUUAAGCAUGAAGGUCUUGCUACUAUCUGUAGCCGUGCUCUUCUUCACAGGGGCACAGGGGCGCUACUUUUGGCAACAGGAUGAACCUCACCAAGAACCACAUUCAGACAAAACAAUAGAGAAGAUUGCACAGGAUGGAAUUGCAAUUGUGACAGAGCUUUGGAAAAACUUUGAUCUUAGCAAAAUUGCAAAGGAAUAUCAAAUUAAAGAGAGGCUGCAAACGGCAAAGAAACAUGCCAAAAAACUAGAGGAAGCAAUUGAAAGUUACUAUGACGAAGUUUUCAAGAAAUUCGAUGAACAGCUUCAUGAGAAGUUCCCAACCUUUAGGACAAAGGUAGUCCCUAUUUUGAAGGAUUUUGAUGAUGCUUUGGAAGAACAGCUUACAAAAGUUGCAAAAGAAAUAGUGCCUGUUGGAUCCGAUCUUAUAGUUGGAAUAACUAAGCAUCUAGGUAAUUUCUUUGAAAAUCUGGAAAGCGUUGCAGAAAAAGGCCGGGAUGCGUUGCGCGGUGAGAUUGACAGCCUGCGCGUAAAAUUGCAACCCUAUGUGGAUGAAGUCCAUGCAGAAUAUGAGAGAUAUCGCAAAGAUUUCCAGGGUGAGUUACAGAAGGAUUAUACAGAGCUGAAGCAGGAUGUAGAGAAGAAUGUAGAGAAGAUACGGGAACAAGCUAAGCCUCACAUCGAAAACUUAAAACAGAAAUUCCCAGAUCGUAAGGAAUUCCAAGAAAACGUGGAGAAGUUCCUUAAGGAACUGACAGAAACAUUGGAAAAGAUGUAAGAAGGGCAACAAAAGAAAAGCAAUGAAGAAAUGUGAUUUCUAACUCUUAUGACUUCACUCUAUGACAUCUAAAAGUCUUCAGUGUAAUAUCUCUGUUCAGCUUAUUAGUCUUCAAUGUAAUAUCUCAG
Hyla sarda is the source of this 923-nucleotide messenger RNA. Its product is annotated as apolipoprotein A-I-like. The coding region runs from base 28 to 795 and encodes 255 amino acids. NCBI's taxonomy places the organism in Eukaryota, Metazoa, Chordata, Amphibia, Anura, Hylidae. The record is from RefSeq and is a predicted model, not a curated record. The transcript is spliced from 3 exons.